This is a messenger RNA of Closterium sp. NIES-65, 2121 nucleotides long. The record is from the annotation of a GenBank genome assembly. Lineage: Eukaryota; Viridiplantae; Streptophyta; Zygnematophyceae; Desmidiales; Closteriaceae.
AUGGAUGCGGCGACGAUCGUGCUCUUGUCGCAGACGGACCACCAUCUAUUCGAGGUGGCGCACCCGCGCCUCGACGUCUUCGACUCGCCGCGCUGCACGCGCCUCGCCACGCAGGCGUGGACGGGCCGCCGCCUCGUCGCUCUCGCCGCCGCCUCGAUCGAAGCCCGCCUUUGUGAUCCGGACAUCGCGGCCGUUCAUUCCGGCUCCCACGUGGCACAGCGACCGUUGGGGUCCGACGUGGCGCGGGGCGCCAUUCCGAUCCGCUUGUGCGAGGACGCGUAUCCCGGGUGGAUAUCGGCUGCUGACGUGGCGGAAGGCGCCAUCCGUCGCUUGUCCAUUGGCUCAGAGAGUGAAACGCUAGAGGCAGGCGAUGCGGUGGAUAGGGACAGGCGGAAGGGCGGAGGAGGGGAGUGUGAAGGCGGAGGCACGGCAGAGAAUGGGGACAUGGGGGUGGGCGUGGGGGAAGAGGCGGACUUGGCGGGGGAGAGAGAGGCGGCGGUUGCAUUCGCGGAGGCGGCGAGGGCGGAGGGCGAUCGGUACCUGUGGGGCGGCACCACGGGGCCGCACUUCGACUGCAGCGGCCUCGGUGCGUGCCUCCCCUUGCCUCUCGCCUCGCCUCAUGGCGCCGCCCCACGCGCACAGCGCGGAGCGCAGAGCGCAGCUGCCUUGACUGCAGUGUGGUCGCAGCAGCAGGGCGGUAGCGAUGUGUGGCACAGCUGUAGCGCACCAUGCAAGCUGGCUGAGUGUGCGGCGAGUGCUCAUGCUGUGCGCUCUCAUUCGUCUGCCAUCGCCUGUGUGUAUCGUCGGGUGAGGGCCGUGGUUGCUUCUCCUGUGUGCACUGCCCUGCUAUGGCAUGCUGUGCUGCGGCUAUUCUGUGCUCAACUUCCAUGCCACUGCUUGCAGCAACUGCUCUUUCUUACGAAAGCUCGACUUUUUCUCGCCCUUCUCUUCUGGAUUUUUCUUCGUGGAUGCGCUGUGGCAUGGUGGGUGGGUGUGGUGGCAUGGUGGGUGCGGUGGCAUGGUGGGUGUGGUGGCAUGGUGGGUGUGGUGGCAUGGUGGGUGUGGUGGCAUGGUGGGUGUGGUGGCAUGGUGGGUGUGGUGGCAUGGUGGGUGUGGUGGCAUGGUGGGUGUGGUGGCAUGGUGGGUGUGGUGGCAUGGUGGGUGUGGUGGCAUGGUGGGUGUGGUGGCAUGGUGGCAUGCAGUGCAGCGAGCAUAUGCAUCGGCUGGAGUGUGGGUGCCGCGAGACGCCUUUCAGCAGGUCAGUGCGUCUGCUUCCACUCACGGGGAGGCACCUCCUCAUGGCCCUCAUCCUCCACGCCAUUCACCUUCCACACUGCGUGCUCAUCUUUGCUCUCAUCCGCCUUCCUUGCCUCACUCCGCACCCGUCUCUCCCUGCCAUGCCUGCAGGAGGCCUUCUGUGAGCCAGUCUGUGUGGACCGCAUCGCUCGAGGCGAUCUGGUACGCCAUCCCACUGCAACCCCUGCCUCUUCCCUCGCCUCUCACCUGUCCCCAUCUGUGACGUUUCUGCACAGCUCUGGGCGUGAUGACGGCCACAACGGCAUCGUCUCUGACUGCCUGCGCCUGCUGCUGCCCUGCCGUCCACGUCGCGCUCGUCUGUCGCGCGGCGAGGCACGUGUGUUGAUGGAGCAUGCCCAUGGCUCAAAUGACGCGUGCGUGUGCUGCCUUGGUAAGAGCAGCUGCUCGGGCGAGGGCUUGGGUGAGGAGCAAGAGCGCAUGAGUGCAGAGGGAGGCAGCAGGACGUGUGGGGCAGGCGAGGCAGGGGAGUGGAAGGUGGUGAAGCGGUGGCACGUGGGCAGCAGGGAGGAGGGGGAGCAGGGGGAGGAAGACAGCGGCCAGGCCACCGUGGAGGGCGGGCAGGGGCAACGGUGGCAGGGACGGAUGACGCUCGUGGCAACGCGCACUGCAGGCAGUGAGGACGCGGUUUUGACAGAGGGAGGGGAGGGCGCAGCAGAUUGGGGGAAGGGCGUGGAGGUGUGUGCGCAGGGCAGGGUGGCGCAGCACUAUGGUGCUCAGCUCAGGGGCUUCGGGCGUGUGCUGCACGCCCUGCCACCAUCGCUCGCCCACAUCCCCCCCCACCUCGUGCUGCCGCUUCAGGUGUAG